GUUAUUGUAAUGUGAAUAAAAUAUGCAAAUAUUUUAAUUUUUCAUGCGAACCGGUUUAGUAUUUUUCCAUUCAAGCGUAACUUUAUAGUUUAUAGUAUUUCUAUAUUUAUUUUGAGACAGUAGAGUGCCAAACUGCAAAAAUGGAUAUAAAAUCUUUUCUUUUUACUUGGUGCGCGAGAAGAAAUCUAACGCCUGAAUUCAAUAUCCGUGCUACCGGACCGAAACAUCGUCAGCGUUUCCUGUGUGAGGUUCGCGUAGAUGGCUACACUUAUGUUGGGGCAGGGAAUUCUAUCACUAAGAAAGAAGCUCAGAAGAAUGCUUCACGGGAUUUUAUUAAUUAUUUAGUAAGGUCUGAAGUGCUUAACGAAAUAGAAGUUCCUGUCGAUGCUAAUGUCAUAAAUCAAACUCCAGAAACUACAGGGAUCAUUGCUAACAUUAAACCAGAUCAGUCACAAAAUCAAAAACCAGUUUUCCAGGAAGGAAUGGAUCCCCAAAGUAUGGGACAAGCGUAUCAUGCAGUAGGCGGGCCAAGCGAAACAUAUACAUACAUGGACCGUCUACAACAACAAAAGAAUGUUGCGGAAGCAGAAGAUUUGGAUGUUAACGCCAGUCUCCAUGGCAACUGGACCAUGGAGAAUGCUAAAUCGAAACUGCAUCAGUAUAUGCAGAUGAAUAAAAUUAAUGCAGAUUAUGCUUACAAAGCUGUAGGUCCGGAUCAUACAAGGAGCUUCUGUUGUGAAAUGACUAUAUACGUAAGAGACUUGGGUCGUAACGUGACUGGUCGUGAGACGGCCUCUAACAAACAGACAGCGAGUAAAUCUUGCGCUCUGUCUAUUGUUAGACAAUUGUACCAUCUCGGUGUUAUUGAAGCCUUUAGUGGUACGCUGAAGAAAGAUAGAUCUGGUGAAGGUAUUAUGAAACCUUACCCUGUGGCUAUAAGUCCUCAGUUGGAGCAAGAAAUCGAAGAGACAUUACAAGAUUUAGGUAUAGAACCAAUGGAUGUUGAAAGUGUUAAAAGUGAGAGUACGCAAGAGGGAGAAAGCAAAGUGGUAACACUGCUGCAGUUAGAUAGAGCUAAAGCGAUGAGGGAAGCUCGCCCCGUCCCCGGGGGAGUGGUCUCCUGGUCCCCACCACAACAGAACUGGAAUGUAUGGACUGCUUGUAACAUUGAUGAAGGUCCUCUGGCGACGUCCAGUUUGGAAGAUAUAAGCAAUGAUCUUGAGAAGCAUCAUAGAUCUAUGUGUCAGAACAGUCAGCUGUAUCAGGAAAGCCUCAAAGAAAGGGAACAGUUACCGGUAUUUUCUAUGAAAAAUUCCAUAAUGGAAGCCAUUAAUGAGAACCCGGUGGUCAUUAUCCGAGGUAACACCGGCUGCGGAAAGACUACUCAGGUGUGCCAGUUCAUAUUGGACGACUAUAUAGCAAGUGGUCAGGGCGCGUGGGCCAACGUAUGUGUGACGCAGCCGCGCCGCAUCUCCGCCGUCAGUGUAUCUGAACGAGUUGCUAAUGAACGCUGCGAGGAAUUAGGCAAUAGUGUGGGAUAUUCAGUUCGUUUUGAAUCAAUAUUACCGCGGCCAUACGGCUCUAUAAUGUUCUGUACAGUCGGUGUGUUAUUAAGGAAGUUAGAAAGUGGCCUGCGAGGAGUCAGUCAUGUGUUAGUGGAUGAGGUUCAUGAGCGAGACGCGGAUACUGACUUCGCUUUAAUUCUGUUACGAGAUAUGGCUCAUACUUAUCCUGAUUUGAGGAUAAUAUUAAUGUCUGCUACAGUUGAUGUAACUUUAUUCACCAAUUACUUUGGAAACUGUCCUGUUAUUGAGAUCCCCGGACGUACGUAUCCAGUACAACAAUAUUUCUUAGAAGAUUGCAUUGAACUGACUCAGUUCAUUCCACCUCCAGAUAUACGUAAGAGAAAGGUUUCCGGCAAACGAGUUAAUAAAGAGGAAGAUGAUGACGAGGAUGAAGGUUUGGGAGAUGAUCCUGAGGAAGAUUGGAAUAGAAAUUGUGUCCUUGGAAACAAUUACACACAACAUACCAAAGAUACUAUAAGCAAAAUGUCUGAGAAAGAUCUAAGUUUCGAAUUGAUAGAAGCAUUAUUGCUAUAUAUAAAAAAUUUAGAUGGCGACGGAGCUGUGUUAAUAUUUCUAACCGGAUGGAAUAUUAUAUUCGCUCUGGCGAAACAUUUAAUGAGAUCAAGUAUCUUUGGGGAUACAUCAAAGUAUUUAAUUCUGCCACUUCACAGUCAGAUACCAAGAGAAGAUCAGAAGAAAGUCUUUAUAACACCACCUCCGGGCAUUACUAAGGUGAUAAUAGCAACAAAUAUAGCGGAAACAUCAAUAACAAUAAACGAUGUUGUUUACGUGAUUGAUUCAUGCAAGGCCAAGAUGAAACUGUUUACAUCUCACAACAAUAUGACAUCCUAUGCCACUGUAUGGGCCAGCAGGACUAACUUGGAACAGCGCAAAGGUCGUGCGGGACGAGUACGACCCGGCGUCUGCUUCACGUUGUGCUCACGAGCUCGCUACGAACGUCUCGACGAGCACCAGACGGCGGAGAUGUUCCGCACACCGCUACACGAACUUGCCCUCAGUAUAAAGUUGCUGCGACUGGGCAGUAUCGGACACUUCCUGUCGAAGGCUCCGGAACCGCCUCCGGUGGACGCCGUCAUUGAAGCUGAGGCUCUGCUCCGUGAACUCGGAUGUCUGGAUGCUGCGGAUGCUCUCACACCUCUCGGGACUAUACUGGCUAAGCUUCCUAUAGAGCCACGUCUGGGUAAGAUGAUGGUGCUGGGCUUUGUGCUGGGCGUGGGCGAUGCUCUGACCACGAUGGCUGCGAACUCCACCACCUUCCCGGAGAUCUUCAUAGUGGAAGGUCGCAGGAGGCUGUCCAUGCACCAGCGAGCUCUCGCCGGUGAUAGAGCAUCUGAUCAUGUCGCCAUGUUGAAUGCAUUCCAAAUGUGGGAGAGAGAGAGGGCGAAAGGUGAAGAUGCAGAGAUGCGUUGGUGCGAGUGGAAAGGUGUGCAGCAAACAACUCUCCAGGUCACAAAUGAGGCGAAAAUGCAACUCACUAAUAUUCUAACAACAACGAUAGGUUUCCCUGAAGAUUGUUGUAUACCGCAGCGCUGGAUGCCAUACAGCCCUGACCCUAUGCUGGAUCAGGUGAUGGCAUUGCUGUGUAUGGGCCUGUACCCUAAUGUGUGUGUGCAUCAAGGCAAGAGGAGGGUGUUAACAACAGAAGGAAAGUCAGCAUUAAUACACAAGACAUCAGUUAACUGCAACAACCUGGAGCAGAGGUUCCCCUCGCCGCUGUUCGUGUUCGGGGAGAAGGUGCGCACGCGCGCCAUCUGCUGCAAGCAGACCAGCAUGGUGGCUCCACUGCAUCUUCUACUCUUCGCCUGCAGGAAGGUCGAGUGGAUAGACAACGUGGUCCGUCUAGACAACUGGUUGAACUUCAGCAUGAGUCCUCGCACAGCAGCUCUUGUACUAGCUCUGAGACCUGCCAUUGAGAAACUUGUGGAGCGAGCCGCUGCUGAACCUGAUGCUGCGCUAAACUUCUCUGUGACUGAGAAGAAGGUAUUGCAUUGUAUCAAAUCACUUUGUAUGUUUGAUGCUGGUGAUUAUAACAUACGUCGUGAUGUCAGCACUCCCACAUUUAGAUCUGAUGCUGCGAAGAGAGGCACUCGGGGUUGGGGCACAAAUAGUCACAGAGGUAACUUUGGUAGUGCUGGUUCCGGAGAUCAAGGGGGAUUUGGCAAUCGGGGAGGAUUUGGCAAUCGAGGAGGUUUCGGUAAUAUGGGAGGAUUCGGUUAUCGAGGAGGAUUUGGUAAUAGAGGAAGCAGAGGUUUUGGAAAUAGAGGAGGGUUCGGAAACAGAGGUGGUUUUGGUAACCAAGGAAAUGUUUCCUAUGGGGGUGAUGGAAAUGGAUUCAAUAAUCAAAGCGGCUUCGGCAAUCGUGGCGGUUUUGGAAAUAAUAGAUUUGGUAAUAACUAUUACGGUAAUACGGGUGGAUUCCAAGGAAAUGAUGGUUUUGGUAAUUAAAGUUAUGGGCAUUCCGGCGGUCCAUAUAAUUCCUUAGUCAAUGUUUUGACGUGAACAUUAUUUAAUACUAUUUAAAUAUAACUUAAGACGUUGAUAAAUAAAAAAA
This is a messenger RNA of Papilio machaon (common yellow swallowtail), 4137 nucleotides long. It is a transcript of the gene mle, whose product is annotated as dosage compensation regulator. The transcript has 23 exons. Gene Ontology annotation, biological process: regulation of mRNA processing; positive regulation of transcription by RNA polymerase II. Gene Ontology annotation, cellular component: intracellular anatomical structure; ribonucleoprotein complex; nucleolus. Bases 141 to 4031 code for a protein of 1296 amino acids. Lineage: Eukaryota; Metazoa; Arthropoda; Insecta; Lepidoptera; Papilionidae. Gene Ontology annotation, molecular function: 3'-5' DNA helicase activity; double-stranded RNA binding; ATP binding. The record is from RefSeq and is a predicted model, not a curated record.